This is a messenger RNA of Didymella exigua CBS 183.55, 153 nucleotides long. RefSeq lists its product as uncharacterized. Bases 1 to 153 code for a protein of 50 amino acids. The record is from RefSeq and is a predicted model, not a curated record. Lineage: Eukaryota; Fungi; Ascomycota; Dothideomycetes; Pleosporales; Didymellaceae. The transcript has a single exon.
AUGGCCUCUGAACGUCACGCCGCUAAUUCCUAUAGUAAGUAUAGCUUAUACUUUAACAUGUUAGAGCUUAAAAUAAGUAAGAAGGGUAUAGAGCCUAAGCACACAUAUAAUAUAGAUGAGAAGGGCUUUAUAAUUAGGAAGAUUAGCAAUUAG